CUAACUAAAACAUCUUGUGCCGAAAGGAGACAAGUGUAGGCUAUAUGAAUCGUUGUACCAAGAAAACCAAAAUGAUGAAAUCUUUUAUCGCCUGGCUUUGCCUAUUCGCAAUAGGAGAUGCAGGUACAAUCAAAGAAACGAACGAAGAAAUAGUGUUACAUGCUGCGGAAAGUAUGAGCAGAAAUAUCGAAGAUGUUUUAGCGACAACACUUGGGUAUGAUAAUUUCCAGAAACAUUAUGACAGUCUUUCAUUUACGUCUAACACAAAAGACGGAGAUGUGGUGUUACACAAGUUGGCCAACAGAUUCGGAGGAGUGUUUAUGGACAGAAACACCAGACUGUUAAAAUUGAAAGAUGUCGUAGAACAAUCUAUUUCCGAUACAACUACCAUGUCAGAAUGCUGCAAAAUGAAUGUCAGUGAACUGACAAUGGACGACAGAUUUAAGCAACCGGUCGAGAUGUCAAGCUCAUGCUAUCAAAAAUCCAUCAAUACCAAAAGAAUGAGUGGGUCAUUGAAACCUGGAAAAUUUGACGAAGUUGCCGAAAAAAAUAUACGAGACUCGCCUUCAUUAAAAUGGCAAUAUUUUGGCAGUGAAACAGGAAUAAUGACAACAUACCCUAAGGCAAUGAAAAAAGAUUGUGAUUCGUAUGAUCCAAGAGUGAGACCAUGGUACGUGAAAGCAAAUGUUCCGGAGCCAAAGGAUGUUGUGAUUCUAAUUGAUAAAAGUAACUCAAUGGGAUCCCUAUACAGUGGAAAAACAUUGUUAGAUAUUGCAAAAGAAGCAGCGCAAAUUGUUGUCAACACACUGAAUCCACGUGACAGGGCGGCUGUAAUUGGAUUUUCUGAUAAUCUUUCAUUGAUGGGAAACGAGCCAGAUGAAAGUUGCUUUGAAAAUCAACUCGCUGUAGCAACUCAUGAAAAUACUCACGAAAUCAAUGAAUUUAUCGAUGAAAUAAGUUUGGGAGGUUCUACAAUGUACGGAAUGGCGUUGUCUAAGGCGUUUGAUUACUUUGAAAAUACAGAAUCGUUGGCUGGACGUGAACGAGUCAUAAUAUUAUUUUCGGAUGGAAUUCCAACUGAUAAAUCAGCACAAAUGACUGAAUCAUACCAAGCUCUGGAAGAUAAUGACAAAACAAAUGAAUAUAUUUUAAACAUUCUUAAAGAACGAAAUGGAAAACUGGAUAAAAUGGCAAUGGUGAUGACAUAUGGUCUCGGAAAUUUAAAAAAAUCUAUUUUGGAGGACAUGGCAAAUGAGAAAGGUGACUUGUACGAUUUUGAAAAAAGUGAAACUACAGAGUCAGGAGAAUACACUAACGUAGAGAAUCCAUCAAAUCUGAGACAAGAAAUGGUUUCAUACUAUAAUCACUUUGCAAAAAACACUCCUGUCGUAGAAGAGCCUAUUUGGUCACAUGUAUAUCUGGACGUGUUUGGCUUAGGUCUUGUGAUGACUGGCACUCUACCAAUCAAUGAUAAAGAAGGCAAUAUUCUUGGAGUGGUCGGAGUCGAUAUGACUAUUAAUGAUUUGAUUUAUGGAUCGUUUUUCUUCAGACCUUCCGAUUUAUCAUAUGUUUUUAUUAUCGAUCCUCAAGGUUAUGUGCUGUAUCAUCCUUUAUUUGUUUAUCCCGAUGACAAUGAAGUCAAACAAACGGAUAUUUUAGCGUUCGAAACUGAUUCAAACAUGAUCGAUGUCAUUGCAAGCAUGAAGAGUGGCGAAACCGGAUCAAAAGCUUUCAAAUCGCAUCGAGUAGUUCCAGCUGGUGGGGACAGACUUCAUGGAAUGAAAACAGUUUCUGUUACAACAAACGCACACUGGAAAAAAAUACCCAAUAGUGACUUCAGGCUUUGUGUCAUAUUAUCAGUCGAAAACCAAGAAUCAACUUUGCAAACUGUAGAACCAAAAGAAGGCGAAACCUUUUUACAUCACCGCCUGGAUGUUGUUAAACCAAAGACUCCAUGCCAGUGUUUUUGCGACAACCCAUGUGCAAAGAACGAAUCAGUGGUAUUUUUGGGGCCACGAGCAUUUGUAGUGUUGGAUCAUCAUUUGGAAAGGAAAGAGACUUCUGAACUUAUAAACUCGAUCGAUGAAUAUAUGAUGACUGGAGAAGGAUACAACCCAUUUAGACCUGGAAUUCGUGAUGAUGUAUGGGCUACGAGACCAGCGGAAAAAUAUUGGCAAGCUAAUUCAGAUACGGAAUACGAGAGAUACACGUUUUGGAAAUAUAUAGCAACAUCUAGCGGAAUAGUUCGGUUUUUCCCUGGCGCUGUUUUUCCGAAAGAUUUUGAUGCCAUUGAUCGCCCAUGGUACCGAAAUGCCAUAGCCCACGAAGGAAAAUCGACAAUUACACGACCUUACAAAGACGCAAUUGCCAAGGAGUUUCUUUUUACAAUAAGUAAAGCAAUAUAUGGCGGAGAACAAAAAGACGAAGUGAACUCUGUUAUGGGAAUUGAUCUUAGAGUUGAAUUCAUUGGAAUGCUGAUGAAGAAGAACUUUCCUGGAUGGUUUAGCUCUGGACUCACCCUCAUCGAUUCAACUGGUUUUGUAUUGUUCGGUGAGAAACUCGAUCUUGAGUCAGCUUUACCAACUCAUAUCACUCAGACAGAACCAUCCAUUUCUGAUUCUUUAAUUGCAAAUAAUAUAAUGACUCAUACUGAAUGUGUUAUAGUCGAAGAAACAGCUAUCCAACACACAUACAAAAUCCAAGGCACCAAGUUCUUCAGGGGAAAAACCACUGGUGGUUGCAUAUUUGAAUUUGUACCAAUACCAAGAACUAACUUGUAUGCCAUCCACCGCCAAGGGCCAUGCUGGCCAACAUCCACAUCUUGCGUUUGCUCGAGUGUCGAUUCCACGAAUCGUCAAUGCAUCAGCGGUGGUCCCGGAAGAUGUGAAUGUCCGUGCACAACUCCAUUCGAACAGUAUAAUACCUGCACCAACAAAUAUGAUUUUACUGGAGUCAAUAGCGUGGCGUGUACUCCUCCGCCAAGAACAUUCAUGUCAGUGUCAUCUAGCGAUUCAACCGGACUUCCACAAUGCAGUAAAUAUAUUAUUGUCGGAGAAGAUAGGGAUGAUGAAUACAAGAACCCGGAUGAAAAAUCAGGAAUUUCGACUGAAGCCGUUGCUGCCGGUGGAUCCGCUGCUGUCGUUUUGGCUUUGUUGCUGGCUGCUAUUCGUAUGCGCAUGUAGAUGCAGUUGUUAAUUGAGGCAUCAACAAUUGAGAUAAUUUCAACGUAAUCAACUUUAAUACACAUCUAUGGAAGAAAUCAAAUGUAUAAAUAUAUUUCAAUGGCGAUCAGAAAAAAAAUAUUAUCCUUUUUACAUUGUCUUGGAUUGUUGCAAUUUUCCAAUGAAAAUUUUAUUUCUGAUACGAAAUGAUUUUCGUAAUAAACUAAACUACUUUAUGACCUAAUUAAAAACAUCUGAGAAAACGGAGUAAUUUCUUUGUUUAUCUAUGAUUUUCCACCUUACUGAAAUAAAUGGAAUUUUUCUGAAAUAUAGCGGUUGUUAGUAAUACCGUCACACGAAAUGUUGCAUUCACAACUUAUGGUUCAUGUUACAAAAAAUCACAAUUGUAAUUUAAUAAAUAUUGUUCUGUUGGCGUAAAAGGAAAUAAAAUUGAUAAAAAUAUA
Styela clava is the source of this 3625-nucleotide messenger RNA. RefSeq names its product VWFA and cache domain-containing protein 1-like. Lineage: Eukaryota; Metazoa; Chordata; Ascidiacea; Stolidobranchia; Styelidae. The record is from RefSeq and is a predicted model, not a curated record. Gene Ontology annotation, cellular component: voltage-gated calcium channel complex. Gene Ontology annotation, molecular function: voltage-gated calcium channel activity.